Messenger RNA from Cavia porcellus (domestic guinea pig), 3427 nucleotides. RefSeq names its product smoothelin (gene Smtn). The record is from RefSeq and is a predicted model, not a curated record. Gene Ontology annotation, biological process: actin cytoskeleton organization. The coding region runs from base 259 to 3105 and encodes 948 amino acids. Gene Ontology annotation, molecular function: protein binding. The transcript has 22 exons. Gene Ontology annotation, cellular component: filamentous actin; microtubule organizing center. NCBI's taxonomy places the organism in Eukaryota, Metazoa, Chordata, Mammalia, Rodentia, Caviidae.
GUUGGGCGGGGCCAGCGAGGCUGCUGGAGCGGCUGGACGCGAGGCUCCAGCAGAGUCCAGGGGACGGUUGCUGAGCGGGCCUGGGAACCCAGGUCUCUGCUCCCCACGGCCAGACCUUCUGUCGGAUCCCGAGUGAGCUAACCCGAGCCUGCGCCGGACGGACGGGCUGGACUGAGAGAAUUCCCUCAGCUGGUUUCAGGUGCCAUAGGCACUGGGGAUAUCACCAGGAAGGUCUCGACAGAGCUAAGGGCCAGCAGGAUGGCAGACGAGGCCUUAGCUGGGCUGGAUGAGGGAGCCCUCCGGAAAUUGCUAGAGGUCACAUCAGAUCUGGCAGAGCGGCGGCGCAUUCGUUCAGCGAUCCGGGAGCUGCAGCGGCAGGAGCUGGAGCGCGAGGAGGAAGCCCUGGCAUCAAAGCGCUUCCGUGCUGAGCGACAGGACAACAAGGAGAACUGGCUGCACUCUCAGCAUCGGGAAGCUGAACAGCGGGCUGCCCUAGCACAGCUGGCAAAGCAGCUGGAGUCCAUGAAUGAUGUGGAGGAGCUAACCACGCUGCUGCGAAGUGCUGGUGAGUAUGAGGAACGCAAGCUGAUCCGAGCUGCCAUCCGCCGUGUACGGGCUCAGGAAAUUGAGGCUGCUACUGUAGCUGGGAGAUUGUGCAGUGGGCGUCCCAACAGUAGCUCCAGAGAGGAGAGCAAGGAGCAAGCAGCACAUAGGCUGGAACAGUGUGAGGUGCCAGAGCACAAGGAACAAGAACAGCAGACAGAAGUCUCAGAGCCAACUCCAACACCUGAGGAUACCAGCCAGGAUGUGACUACAGUGACACUCUUGCUGAGGCCCCCACCUGGGGACACACCUAGCUCAACUGCCUCACCUGACAAUUCACCCUCCACUGCUUCACCUGAGCCUCCACUGGAACUAGCUGGAGCCCAAUGUGCUGCUGCUGAGGCUCCAGGCGACCCUGAGCCACCUCCCAGAACCCCCAGGACUCCCACCCCUGAGCUUCCAGAGUCACUGGCCCAACCCAACAUGGAAAGGCAGGCAGCCAACAAGCUCCUACCUGGCUCCACAGAGCCUCCAGCUGCCCAAUCCCCCACCAGAGGCCCCUCCAACAAAAACAGAGCAGACCUGGCUGGACCCCAACCCUGUCAGCGUUCUCUGUCCGUGCUCAGCCCCCGACAGCCAACCCAGAAUCAAGAGUCCACCCCCCUUGGCAUUGGACAUUCCCCAUUCCAUCGGGCUGGCUCUGUGAGGGAUCGUGUCCGCAAGUUCGCAUCUGAUUCACCUAUGGCUGCCAGGCUUCAUGAUGGGCCAACUCGAGCAACCCUUGGUUCCCCAACUCCCACAAGACUUCUGGGCUCCUCUGUCAUCAUCAGUACCACCCCUGCCUCCUCCUCUAGAAGCUCCUCCUCUCGGGGCCCCAGUAACACCUCCUCUGAGUCCAGCAAGGAGCAAAGAGGAACAACACAGCCCCUGGCCCAGCUUCAGAGCUGCCCGCAAGAGGAGGGCCCCAGAGGGCGGGGCUUGGCUGCCAGGUCCCUUGAAAACAGAGCAGGGGAGCCCGUGGCCUGCUCAGAGGAACCCAGUGCCCCGCUGCCUGUGGCUGUCAGUGCUGCUGAGCCAGGGGGCAGUAUGAAGACCACAUUCACCAUCGAGAUCAAGGAUGGCCGUGGCCAGGCUUCCACAGGCCGGGUGCUACUACCCACAAGCAACCAGAGGGCAGAACUGACACUGGGGCUGCGGACACCCCCCACCCUCCUCAACACCGGCAGUGGCAACAAGAGCACCAUCACCCAUGUCAGCAGCCCUGGGACCCUCACCCGGAUGGGCGGUGUCACUCAAGUCACCACUUUCAGCCAUGCCUCCCCUGGUAGCCGAAGAGGCUGCAGCACUAAGGCGGCUGAGGAUGCUGGAACCCCUGUAGCCCACCCACCUGCCUUCAGCACUCGCCGCUGCUCCUCCACUGGCCCCACCCACAGCAGCAGUCUCAUGGAGCCAGAGCCUGUGCAGCCUCCCUUUACAGCAGUGGAAGCUGCUAAUGGUGCAGAGAAGACCCAGGUGGACAAAGCACCACAGGGGCAGAGCCCAUUGAGCACUGAGGAGUUGAUGGCCAUUGAGGAUGAAGGAGUCUUGGACAAGAUGCUGGAUCAGAGCACAGACUUUGAGGAGCGAAAGCGCAUCCGGGCUGCACUCCGUGAACUCAGGCAAAGGAAGAGAGACCAGCGGGACAAGGAACGGGAACAGCGACUGCAGGAGGCACGAGGCCGGCCAGGGGAGAGGCGAAGCAACACAUCCACAGAGAUGACCACAACGCACAGCCAGAGAGCAGCUGAUGGCUCUGCUGUCAGCACUGUUACCAAGACCGAGCGGCUUGUCCAGUCCAAUGAUGGUACACGGACAGCCCGCACCACCACAGUGGAGUCAAGUUUUGUGAGGCGCUCGGAGAAUGGCAGUGGCAGCACUACAGUGCAAACCAAGACCUUCUCGUCUUCCUCUUCUUCAUCUAAGAAAAUGGGCAGCAUCUUUGACCGAGAGGACCAGGCCAGCCCACGGUCUGGAAGCCUGGCAGCACUUGAAAAACGCCAGGCAGAGAAAAAGAAAGAACUGAUGAAGGCACAGAGUCUGCCCAAGACCUCAGCAUCGCAAGCUCGCAAAGCCAUGAUUGAGAAGCUGGAGAAAGAAGGCACCUCUGGAAGCCCUGGUGGACCUCGCACAGGUGUGCAGCGCUCCACAAGCUUUGGGGUUCCUAACGCCAACAGUAUCAAGCAGAUGUUGCUGGACUGGUGCCGAGCCAAGACACGUGGCUAUGAGCAUGUGGACAUCCAGAACUUCUCCUCCAGCUGGAGUGAUGGCAUGGCUUUCUGUGCCCUGGUACACAACUUCUUCCCUGAGGCUUUUGACUAUGGGCAGCUUAGCCCACAGAACCGGCGCCAGAACUUUGAAGUGGCCUUCUCAUCUGCUGAGACCCAUGCGGACUGCCCGCAACUCCUGGAUACAGAGGACAUGGUGCGGCUUCGAGAGCCUGACUGGAAGUGCGUGUACACGUACAUCCAGGAGUUCUACCGCUGUCUGGUCCAGAAGGGGCUGGUAAAAACCAAAAAGUCCUAACCCCUGCUCCGGGCCCCACGGAUGUUGGUGGACUGCGUGCCCCUGGUGGAGGUAGAGGACAUGAUGAUCAUGGGCAAGAAGCCCGACCCCAAGUGCGUCUUCACCUAUGUGCAGUCGCUCUACAACCACCUGCGGCGCCACGAGCUGCGCCUGCGUGGCAAGGAUGUCUAGCCUCCCCCACAGAUCGCCCGCAGCAGGGUGCCACCCCCACCCUCCCGGCACCGUCCCCUCCCUGUGCGCCUGCCCACCGCUGCCCUAUCUGUCGCGACACCCUCCCCCGCAUACACUCGCAGUGUUUUGAUAAAUUAUUGGUUUUCAACGA